Messenger RNA from Hemicordylus capensis (graceful crag lizard), 2009 nucleotides. RefSeq lists its product as uncharacterized. NCBI's taxonomy places the organism in Eukaryota, Metazoa, Chordata, Lepidosauria, Squamata, Cordylidae. The transcript has 4 exons. Bases 1 to 786 code for a protein of 261 amino acids. The record is from RefSeq and is a predicted model, not a curated record.
AUGGAUGAAGAUUUUAGGGGUUAUUUGAAGGAUUACAUCAAUAUCCUAGUCAGAUCAGCUGGACAUCAUCUAAAGAUGGACCAGAAUGGGAUUACACUCACAGGAGCACAGUUUGCAGACAAGAUAAAGCAUUUCACAGCCCGUGUGAAGCAACUGAAAUUUGGUUUCGCCUCAGUUCCACAGAUGGCCUACACCAUAAACAACCUGGGGAUCAAGGAGGAACUAGAGAAGAAGUUUUCAGAGUUCAUCAAGGACCAGAAAAAGCUCUCAGGUUUCCCAAAGACUUUAACAAUUAAACCUAGCACCAUGGAAGAACGUCUCCAGGAGAAGACAAAGGAGCUGCUUCAAGAAUAUGAAGAUUCAAAGCAGGGUGACGAGUCAAGUUCAAAAGAUUGCAAAUCGUUGCUGAAGUGCCACUUAAAUGAUGAAACUAAGGAUUUCCUGAAAAAAUAUAAAGUCAAAUAUUAUGCCACAGCUGGGGUUCUCAUUGGGACAGGUUCUGUUGUAUUGGCAUCUGGUGCCAUUGGGGCUGGAGUGGUGGGUGCCCUUGUGGCUGCAGAAGCCGUUGCCUUGGGCACUGGUGCAGCCAUUGCAGGUGGAGCGACAGGUGGCCUUGCAAUAGCUGGGGGCACAGUGGGACAUGUGAUAGGGCGCCUUAAAGGUGAGCGUAGUGCCCAGCAGGCCCAGAAUAUGACUGAUCAUGAUACAUUUGAAGAAGAGGAAGAGGAGGAUCUUUCAGAAGAAGCAUGUCUCAUUGGCAGAAGUGCAAAGCUAAGGGUUGACUAAUAUGCAGUCCUGGGAUCUUUCCGUAGAGCUGAGUGCUAAAUUACAGGAUAAUACCUUAACCAGCAUCCUGCUUCUAUUUCCAUAAAGAGAAAGAUCUCAGGAAUGAGAGCCAUGUGAUUUGUCUUCCGUUUCCUCUUAUUGUUUUUUUUUUUUUUUUUUUUAAGAAUAAAUUUAUAGACUGCCCCAAACUCCAUUAUCUGGGCAGUUUACAACAUAAAGCGGAAUAAAAAUGAAAACCUUAAAAACAAUUAAAAAGCCACAAUCCAGUUAAAAAGCUUGGGUGGGGGGGGAGUCUUUGGAGACAUUUUAAAAGUUGUCAGAGAUGAGGAGGCUCUCAUUUCAACAGGGAGUGCAUUCCAGAGUCUCGGGGCAGCAACAGAGAAGGCCCAACCCUGAGUAGACACCAGAAAGCUGGUUGCAACUGCAGAUGAAUCUCUCCAGAUGAAAGAGUAGUGGUUUCCUUUGUGAUCCUUUCAGCAUCCUUUUUUCCAAGCUGCAGAUAACUUGGAAAAGAAUAUAUCAGGUUGCAAUGCACAGUCUUUGGAACAACUAUCCUGAGUAACUAAGCAGAGUAGGUUAGGGUGAGGGUGAGAGUGGAGGGAAUGAAGAAUUAAGAUCUUUUCUAUUUUUUUCUGAUCUACCCGUAAAACCAACACAAGUUAGGGAGUGAGAAACUGUAACUUCCUUAUAACUGUGCAUCCCAUUCUGAGAUAAAGAAUAGUGAUCCAGCAGAAAGUAAUGCAUUAUGAGCCUAUGUUCUCUUAUAGAGUUAUUCUUCAAUAAGUGAUUCCUACCUUCAUCCUCUGCAGAAAACACAUGUAGUGUGGAGAACUAAUUUUUAAUGGGAUUCAGCUUCACCUUCUCCUCCUUUACCAUGCGCUAUAGAAUGCCAAUGCUGCUCACAUAUUAUGAAUUUUCAGGACCACUUUGAUUCAGUUUCUUGUUGGGUGUGUAUUUUAGGGCAAUAGAGGGACACAAUUCUGUAUCCUAUGGGACUGCAGCUAGGCCUGCUGGGAAAUUUACAUCACCUCAUGCCAGUAAAGCCUCUCAUAUCUUCAAGAAGCCUUUCCUCACAUCCUUAGUCAUCUGUUUUGCUGUGUUACUACUUUAAAAGCCUACUGUUUUAUAUACAAAUUGUUUGACUUGUAUGGUGCUCUGUUACUUAUUUCUAUUUACCCAUACUUUCAUUGAUUGUCUUUCAGUAAAUUCAUUUGUUAACCUCC